AUGUGCCAGGCUUGGAAAGAAUGGGACCGCGCCGCUCAGGAGGAGGACUCCGCCUUCUCCGACAGCGGCGCCUGCCUCCUCUUGCCGCCCGGCACAAACGCAGCGGCGGCGGACCUCAGCCGGGUCCGAAGACCAGGGGGCGGCGGCAUCAUGACGGGAUCCCUCAUCGCGCUCGCGACAGGGGCGAAGGAGGCCGCCAGCCUGGGAUCCCUCGUGCCGCGCGGGUUUGGCGACGCGUCACAGUACAGGAGGUCGGCCAAGCUGAUGACCUUCGCGGCCUUGGCCUGCUCUGCAGCUGUGUGCUCCCGAGCAGGGGAUAUAUCGAAAACCAGAUCACACAGGGAUACAGUUGCCGCGAUGGUACCCUGGCCUCGCCGUGCCAUAUGUGAUCUCGGAAGGAGGAGAAUUACGAGUACCUGA
Molecule: messenger RNA, 420 nt
Organism: Prorocentrum cordatum
Lineage: Eukaryota; Dinophyceae; Prorocentrales; Prorocentraceae
Source: the annotation of a GenBank genome assembly